Molecule: messenger RNA, 3683 nt
Organism: Hydractinia symbiolongicarpus
Lineage: Eukaryota; Metazoa; Cnidaria; Hydrozoa; Anthoathecata; Hydractiniidae
Product: epithelial splicing regulatory protein 1-like
Exons: 12
Coding region: 201-2417 (738 amino acids)
Cellular component (GO): ribonucleoprotein complex
Molecular function (GO): RNA binding
Source: RefSeq, a predicted model, not a curated record
AUUGGAACGGAAAAAAGCAUCUCCCUGAAUAAAUCAAUUUGCUAUACAACGUGAUUAACCUGUAAUUGCCAUUACGUCGUUAAUUACAAUUUGUGUAUUGUCUUUCCAAUUAAAGAUCUAUCAACAAGAGUUCAUCAAUCAACAUACACAACUGAAGAAAGAAAAAAAACAAAAACACAAAAGGACAACGAUAUAUUUUUAUGGAAAAUUUGAUUGAAGGAAACAUGCAGACACAACCUGAUGUAUUGAUUGUCUUCCAAUGUACAGUGUGUGGUGAAAAUGACGAACUGUUAGGAGUUGACGAAACUGAAAUUACUCAGAUUAAUUGGAUUGCUGUCGAUGUUGUUGAAAAUAAGAUUUUAAGGGAAGGUGAAAUUCCAAUUCAUGGAAGUGAGAAAAAAGACGAAGAAAAAGAUGAAAAUGAAGAAAAAAAGGAAAAGAAUGAUAUCGAGGAGAAAGAAGUAGUCGUUGAAAAAGAAGAAGAAUCAGAAAAAGAAGAAAAAAAAUUAAGCAAAGAAAAAGUUCAAACAGAAGACAAUACAUCUAUUACUUUAAAAGAAGCUAUCUUACAGUUUAACGAAAUAGUGGAAGAUUUAUCAGCUGAUGACAAAAUUAUUCGAUUGGUGACGGAGAAUAAUUUACAUCUUCGCCAAUGUUUACAUCCACGUGCAUUCCAAAAUGAUAUAGAACUUUCUGAUGUAUUUUUCCAGUACUUUGAUAUCAGGAAGGAAUACAAAGCUUUCAGUGAAAAGUCAAUACCGUUUAAAAAUUUGAGAGAGAUUGCAGAAGAUAUGAUCAUCGAAUCAAGUGAAGAAGCGUUAACUAGUGCGGAAAGUAAAUGUCACUUCUGCGCAAGAGUCACACAACACCUUCUAAAAGAAGGCCACAAAUUCUCGAAAGCUGAAGAAAUCUCACGAGGUUUGGAAGCAGGAAUGACGACAGGUUAUGUUAAAGACGACACUAUUAUUCGAUCACGUGGGUUGCCAUGGCAAGUGUCGGAUGUUGACGUUGCAGAAUUUUUUGUCGGACUAAAUAUCGUUAAAGGUGGAGUGGCUUUGUGUUUAAAUUUGAAAGGUCGUCGAAAUGGUGAAGCUUUGGUUCGGUUUGAGAAUCAGGAACAAAGAGAUCUAGCUUUAAAAAGACAUAAGCAUCAUUUGCUUGGAAGAUAUAUCGAGGUAUAUAAAGGCACCGCUCAAGAAUUUCUGAAAAUCGCAAAAGGACCAGCUGGAGCUAUGCAUGCUGCAGCGACUUUCCUAACAAAUGGCGGAGAAGUUAUAAUACGCAUGCGCGGUCUUCCAUUUGACGCAACUAUUAAUGACAUCGUGACUUUCUUUGGAGAAUCUCCAAAGGUUUAUCAAGGAGAAGAAGGUGUUAUGUUGGUCUCUCAUCCUGAUGGAAGCUCCACCGGAGACGCUUUUGUUUUAUUUGAAACAGAACCUGAAGGACAACUAGCAUUAAAGAAACACAGGGAGAACAUCGGAAAAAGAUAUGUUGAAUUGUUCAGAAGUACGAGAGCUGAAUUGCAACAGGUGUUAACGAUGUACAACGUUGGAUACCAACUAAAUAAUCCGUUUGCCGGUCAAAUGUUUCAACCUACAGUACCCACGGUUAUGACAGAUCGGGCUCUCAUUAAUCAACGAUUGCAAGCUUUGAUGAAUAUGUCAUGUUUGCGCAUGCGCGGGUUACCCUUCUCUGCUGGUCAGAAAGACAUUCUCAAUUUCCUUGUUAAUCACGCAGACAAUGUGAUCGGAACAGUUCACAUAAUUUACAAUCUACAGGGUCGUCCAUCAGGAGAAGCUUUUGUUCAGAUGCAAAAUCCUGAUCAAGCUCACAAAUGCGCAGACGAUCUUCAUCUAAAGCAUAUGGGUGAACGAUAUAUCGAAGUUUUCCAAUGCAGUGUGCAGGAUAUGACAUGGAUGCUUGCUACAAGCCAUGCAAACCAGCUAGCAUCACAACAUUUGAAUCAAGCUAACAAUAACACAAAUAAAAACAACAGCAAUAACAAUGGUACUAACUAUCACCCACAAACGCCCUCUCCACCACCGCCACUCUUGCAAACAACGCAAUCGCCGCCAAUGAAUGGUCUUAUUAGCACACCGCCGCCAACCAUUACAACAAAUGGUUAUUUAACACCAAGUUUAUCUCCUGUACCAAUGUAUACAAAUCCUUAUCCACCGAUGUUAUCUCCAAUCCCGGCUGGAUUUUUGCCACCUCCGCAUUUAUCACCCACCCAUGGAGUGCCACCUGCAUUACCAGCCAUGCUGGGACAAAUGUACAAUCCUGAAUCAUUACAAUUUCACAAACACGCUAAUCAAAAUGGCGUGACGUAUAUAACGUUCAACUCGCCAGCGGAAGCCCAACGAGCGAUACAUGAUCGACACAGACACCACAUUAGUCACAUGUUUAUUGCUCAUUGAACCCUGGAAAAUAACGACCGCAUAGCAACAGCAUAGCAACAACGACCAAAAUGCAAGUCAGUAGAAGAGGAGUGUUUCACAGGGAGAACAUCAAAGAAAUGUCCAUGAACAGUAUUUUUCGUUUUGAUAUUCCAUGCUGUUCAAGUCAGAUUGUUGAUUUUAGAAAAAGUGGAGAGAUUGUGUGUGUAUGAUCUCACUCCCUAAGAUAAAACACAGAGUUUAUAUUUAUUUCAGUACUUUUUUCAAUCUUCGUAUAUCAUAAGCAGUUGUACUGUGAAAAUGAAUAUUUUUUUUUUUGCAAACAAAACUCUCCUUUUUGUCUUCCAGCGAUUAACGUUGUGUUGAAAUGCUCGUCCAUUUUUUCAAAACAACUGCAUUUUCCGCUUAUUUUGAAAUUUUUACCUUUUCAGUAUCUAAAUGUCUAUACGAAAUUUAUUUAUUUUAUCAUCGUAGUAGAAUAUUUUGAAGUUAUUUCCAGUCCGCGUUUUCAAAAAUUAUUGGACGAAACGAAACUGGUACCUAGAUAGUGGAUUUACGUGAAAAAGUUUUAUCAAUAAAUAUAAAAAAAAGAUAAUAAAGAAAUAAAUCCAAAUAACAAGGAUCAGAAACUUUAUCACAUAUCCACUUUGUUAAUAAAUCAAUAACUUGUACCCAAGCUUCUAAUUGUGUUUGCCUUUAAAAAUCAUGAAGUUUGGAUACAAGGUUGUAUAAUAACAACUAAUAAUGCCAUAUAAAAUGACAAAAUAUAAUUUUUAUUUAAAAUCUAGCUUUUAGAAAGCUUAUAAGUAGUAAUUAUACAUACCCAGAAGUAAAAAUACAAAACAUCAGAUGCUAGAAAUUUCUUUUGUCAAAACUAAUCUCUAUAAAACAUAAUCUCGUUCCUAGACCUUUUCAUCUCUCAAUGUUGCAGCGCCUUCACCGUCACUCAUAAUAAGGGAGCAAAAGGCUCUAGGAUCGAGGUUGUGUUUCAUUUGCAAGCCUUCUGCAGCUAUCCUUAAAUUUAUAUUCUGUAUUUUAUUUUUGUUUCAUUUACUACGAUAUGCUACGAUUACCUUUUUUUUGUUUGAAUCUCUACCACCCAAGGUUUAUUUGCAUCCAUAAAGGAAUCGAGUUUUUCGCAAGAAAAUACUUUUAGCAGCAUUUAAAAAUGUUUUCACCAAAGUUUGAGUCCCCCUCCCUCCCUUUGCAACAUUUAAAUAAAUUUUUGUCAUGAAUUUAUAAUUAGAAUUGUAAAUUGUAUUAUUAAUAAAAUUUUUUCACAGCUGA